Cebus imitator (Panamanian white-faced capuchin) is the source of this 1080-nucleotide messenger RNA. RefSeq names its product MyoD family inhibitor domain containing 2 (gene MDFIC2). Lineage: Eukaryota; Metazoa; Chordata; Mammalia; Primates; Cebidae. The transcript has 4 exons. The record is from RefSeq and is a predicted model, not a curated record. Bases 113 to 682 code for a protein of 189 amino acids.
GUCUUCUCUCAUUUCUGUCAGGAUAGAGGAAUGCUGGACAUCCAGAGACAAGGGAGGCUGCAGUUCGCUGCUCCCCAGUCCCACACCUUGGGCCUCCCUUUGGAACACACAGAUGUCAGAAACUGAGCUGGAAAAGAUAAAAGUAAGAACAGCUGAGCAUUUUGAAAAUGAUAAAAAUAACAUUUCUUGGUUGAAAGAAGAUACACAACUCACAAAUGAAAAGCUUGCAGAUGAGAAACCCAUUAAUGCUAUCGUUAUAAAUUCAGUAUCUGAAUUCAAUAUCACAGAUGGACCAGCCAAGGAAAACCCCAAUGAGAAAAAACUGUCAGAAUCCAGCACAUCACUGUCCUCCCUUGAAGAAUGCCAAACGAAUUUUUCCUACCUCCAAACUGAUACUUCAGUUCAUCACAGAGACACUGAUGAGGAGUGUGCCUCCUUUAUCCUCGCCUGUCUGUUUUGCCAGUUUUGGGACUGUCUCCUGAUGCUCCCUGGCACAUGCGAAAUGGUGUGUACCAAGGUGUGUUGCCCCUCUCACCGGUAUCACCACACCUCGGAUGAAAACCACUCUCGGAACGAUUGCAACUGCAACUGUGACAUGGACUGCAGCCUUUUGGAGUCUUGCCACGAGACCAGCGAGUGUCUGGAACUGGCCAUGGAGAUUUCAGAAAUCUGUUACCGCUAGCGCGGUGAAGUAACCACGUUCCGGCAGUCCUUUUGGCCACGGUGGUAAAUUCCAUUACAGCAAGACUGAUUUUCACAUGCUGAAAUGUAAGGACUGUACAGAUUUGGAUGCUAUAGGCCAUGUUAUUCUGCACCUGUGCAGGAAAGCUAGUAUUGUCAACUUAAUGGUCUUAUUCCAAAUUUCACAACCGCACGGCUCACUGAAAAAUAAGAUUCUUGAUCACGUGUGAUGAACAAAUCUCAAAUACCUCUUAAAUCCCAUAGGUACAAGAUGUUUCUUGACUAUAAAAUAGCAUGUUAAGUCACUGUGUUAUGGCACUCAUCAGCUUGCAUCAUGGAUUCAACUUCAUUCACAAAUUCAGGACAAAUCAGUGCAUUCUUUUAGAAUUGAUAUAUACA